Messenger RNA from Haliotis rufescens (red abalone), 411 nucleotides. RefSeq names its product sporozoite surface protein 2-like. The transcript is spliced from 2 exons. Bases 1 to 411 code for a protein of 136 amino acids. The record is from RefSeq and is a predicted model, not a curated record. NCBI's taxonomy places the organism in Eukaryota, Metazoa, Mollusca, Gastropoda, Lepetellida, Haliotidae.
AUGGAUAACAAUGAAGUCACCAACACCAGUGUCUGCAAUGUCAUCAGUCGUCCAGGAGUGCAUCUGACCAGUGAUACCGACUGCCCGACACGACCCAGUGAUACCGACUGCCCGACACGACCCAGUGAUACCGACUGCCCGACACGACCCAGUGAAACCGACUCCCAGACACGACCCAGUGAUACCGACUGCCCGACACGACCCAGUGAUACCGACUCCCCGACACGACCCAGUGAUACCGACUGCCCGACACGACCCAGUGAUACCGACUGCCCGACACGACCAAGUGAUACCGACUGCCCGACACGACCAAGUGAUACCGACUCCCCGACACGACCAGUAAAACCGACUCCCCGACACGACCCAGUGAUACCGACUGCCCGACACGACCCAGUGAUACCGACGCUUUAA